This is a messenger RNA of Pimephales promelas (fathead minnow), 1402 nucleotides long. It is a transcript of the gene htr1fa, whose product is annotated as 5-hydroxytryptamine (serotonin) receptor 1Fa. Lineage: Eukaryota; Metazoa; Chordata; Actinopteri; Cypriniformes; Leuciscidae. Gene Ontology annotation, cellular component: plasma membrane. Gene Ontology annotation, molecular function: G protein-coupled serotonin receptor activity. Gene Ontology annotation, biological process: adenylate cyclase-activating adrenergic receptor signaling pathway; positive regulation of MAPK cascade. The record is from RefSeq and is a predicted model, not a curated record.
UUGCGCGCGCACGUCGCCCAGUCGAUCCUGGUUCAAUGUCAGUAUGAGCACGAGCGCUCUCGUGCGCACAUGUGAAAUUCAUUCAUCUGUCUCAUGAAGAGAAACAUCACAUUCCAGUGAGAGCCUUCUGGUGGAAUGCUUUAAUCUCAUCACAUCACAGAAUGCUUUGUGGCAAAUGCUGGCAUGUAGCACUAUUCUCAAGAUCUCCGAACACAAUGCUGUGAUGACGUGCAGCUCCUUUAAUGCAGUCAGAUGAAUAAGCAGCACUUCUACAGGCAUGGAUUCAAACAGCACGUCUGGACCCAACCCCACAGAAGGUCCCAGCAAAAACACAUCCUGCGUGAUUCUUCUCUCCCUCACGCUUUCGCUUCUGGCCGUACUGACCACGGCGAUGAACUGCUUGGUCAUCACAGCCAUCAUCGUCACGCGCAAGCUGCACCAUCCCGCAAACUAUCUCAUCUGCUCUCUAGCCGUGACCGACCUUCUGGUGGCCGUCUUAGUCAUGCCCUUCAGCAUCGUCUACAUAGUGAAGGAGACGUGGGUCAUGGGUCAAGUCAUGUGCAACAUCUGGUUAAGCGUGGACAUCACCUGCUGCACGUGCUCCAUUCUGCACCUGGCGGCCAUCGCUGUGGACCGUUACCGCUCCAUCACGAACGCCGUGGAGUACUCGAGGAAGAGGACAUCCCUACGGGCCGCCGUCAUGAUCAGCAUGGUGUGGCUCCUCGCUAUAGUCGUCACUCUCCCGCCGAUGCUGUGGAGACAGCAAGAGGAGAACGACUGCAUCAUAAAGCACGAGAGCAUCGUCUUUACCAUUUACUCCACAUUUGGGGCUUUUUACAUCCCGCUAAUACUCAUUCUCAUUCUUUACUACAAGAUCUACCGAGCGGCGAAGACUCUUUACCAAAGGAGAGGGGCGAGUUGCCUCAACAACUCGGAGACGAACGGACACAUGCUGCCCAAGUGCAGCGACAGGGAGCCGAUGAGCCCCGACACACUGAGCCCUCCGGAGAAAUCCGUGUCUGAACCCUCCACCGAAGGCGACAGAGUGCGCAUCGCUGUGAAAAGCCCAAAGUCUCAGUCUCGCAGGGAGCGGUCCGUCAGGAGGCAUCGCAUCUCGAGCACGCGCGAAAAGAAGGCCGCCACCACUCUCGGACUCAUACUAGGGGCUUUCGUCAUCUGCUGGCUGCCGUUCUUCAUCCACGAGGUGAUCGUUAACGUCUGUUCGUCCUGCACUCACUCUCCGGACAUGGCCAACUUUCUGACUUGGCUGGGAUAUCUGAACUCUCUCAUCAACCCUCUGAUUUACACCAUCUUUAAUGAGGAUUUCAAAAGGGCUUUUCAGAAGUUGAUCAAGUGCAAGAAAUAUUUCUAGCGUCAAUGGAGGAAUUACGUCACGUGCGCG